UGUUAAACCGUCAAUACCAACUUGUUUACUCAAAUUGACAGGUCUAUUGGCGCUCUUGCAACUAUAAAAUGCCACUCCUUACCUGUUUUCCUCGAGACCCGCCCCCAAGAGCACUACACUACUCAAUCUUGGCAGGUUUCUGCAAUUCUCCAAUCUCCCACCUUCUCGGAUUCUUUCUUAUUCUUGAUGGCGUUGUUGUUUGAGUGUACGUGAUGGUGAUUAUACUUGUGCACAGUGUUGGCUGAGAAUAAUUUUUACAGUGCUGGAGUGAGUUAUGGUGGAAUAUGAAAAUGGGCAGCUAGAUUUCAUUGAACACCAACCAAAUUAUUGCCUAAAAUAGGAACACUACUUUGUAGAAGUGAAGCGUUUUUUCAUUGUGAUCAGCGAUGAGUUUUAAGCCUUUAAUUUGGUAUUGCCGGCCUGUGGCAAAUGGGAUUUGGGCUCAAGAGACUGAUAGUGCUUUUGGUGCUUAUACACCUUGUGCCAUUGAGUCAGUCGACUUCAUUUCUUACUUGGUUCUUUUCGGAUUGUGCUUAUAUCGGAUCUGGCUUAUUAAGAUGGACCAUACAGUCAAAAGGUUCUGUUUGAGGGCAAACUGCUAUAGCUAUAUUUUGAUCUUCUUAGGCUGCUUAUGUGCUGCUGAGCCACUGACCAGAUUGGCUAUGAGCAUUUCGAUCUUCAACUUAGAUUCUCAGACUGGUCUUGCCCCAUUUGAGAUAGUUUCCUUGGGCUGUCAGAUUCUGGCUUGGUCUUCAAUUAUUAUAAUGAUUGGCAUGGAAACUAGAAUGUACAUUAAAGAGUUUCGGUGGUAUAUCCGGUUUGGAGUGAUCUAUGUUUUGGUGGGUGAGGCUGUGAUCUUGAACCUCAUUAUUUCAAUGAUGGAGUUUUAUGCAAGGUCUGUUUUCUACAUGUAUUUGAGUUCACUUAUGUGCCAGGUCCUAUUUGGAGCACUACUUCUUUUUCAUGUUCCUCAUCUAGAUCCAUAUCCUGGUUAUAUUCCAUUGGGGAGUCAGUCUGCUGAUGAUAAUCAGUAUGAAGCACUUUUGGGGAAAGACCACAUAUGUCCUGAGAGACAAGCGAAUAUAUUUUCAAGAAUUUAUUUUGGAUGGAUGACUCCACUCAUGAAACUAGGCUAUAAGAAACCAAUCAAUGAAAAGGAUGUUUGGAUGUUGGAUACAUGGGAUCGGUCUGAGACUCUAAGUAGAAAAUUCCUAAUGUGUUGGAUGGAAGAAUCUCAGAGGUCAAAACCAUGGCUGUUACGUGCAUUAAACAAUAGUCUUGGAGGCAGGUUUUGGUUUGGAGGCCUCUUCAAAGUAGCCAGUGAUCUUUGUCAAUUUGUGGGACCAGUUUUACUGAAUAAGCUCUUACAGUCCCUACAACAAGGUGAUCCAGCUUGGGUUGGCUACUUAUACGCCUUCUUUAUUUUCCUUGGGGUGUCAUUAGGAGUGCUAUGUGAAGCACAGUACUUUCAGAAUUGCAUGCGUGUGGGUUUCAGGCUAAGGUCGACUUUGGUGGCUGCUGUGUAUCGCAAAUCCGUAAGGUUAACACAUGAGGGUCGCAAGCAGUUCCCAUCCGGAAAAAUAACAAAUAUGAUUACAACAGAUGCUAAUGGACUUCAGCAAAUAUGCCAACAACUUCAUGUUUUGUGGUCAGCUCCAUUUCGAAUUACUAUUGCCAUGGCUCUUCUAUACCAGCAAUUAGGUGUGGCUUCACUUCUUGGUGCUCUUGUUUUAGUCCUGAUGCUCCCUUUACAGACUUAUAUUAUUAGCAAUAUGCGAAGACUAUCCAAAGAAGGAUUGCUUCGCACUGACAAAAGGGUUGGCAUUACAAAUGAAAUUCUGGCUGCCAUGGAUGCAGUGAAAUGUUAUGCGUGGGAGAAGAGUUUCCAAUCCAAAAUUCAGAGCAUGAGGAAUGAUGAACUUUCAUGGUUUAGAAAAGCACAAGUUUUGUCAGCAUGCAAUAAUUUCGUAUUGAACAGCAUCCCAGUUCUCGUGACAGUGAUUUCAUUUGGAAUGUUUACUUUGCUUGGUGGAGAUUUGACGCCUGCUAGAGCAUUUACAUCACUUUCCUUGUUUGCAGUUCUUCGGUUCCCUUUGAACAUGCUUCCCAAUAUAAUAACUCAGGCUGUAAAUGCUAAUGUGUCCGUACAGCGGCUGGAGGAACUUUUCCUUGCUGAAGAGAGAAUCCUUUUACCUAAUCCACCUCUUCAACCUGGGCUUCCUGCAAUCUCAAUUAAGGACGGCUACUUUUCAUGGGAUCCUAAGGCGAAGAAGCCCACACUAUCAAAUAUAAAUUUGGAUAUUCCAGUCGGCAUGCUAGUUGCUGUUGUAGGUGGGACCGGCGAAGGAAAGACAUCUCUAAUAUCAGCAAUGCUUGGGGAGCUUCCUCCAUUGGGCAAUGCAAAUGUUUCCCUUAGAGGAACUGUUGCAUAUGUUCCUCAAGUUUCGUGGAUUUUCAAUGCUACUGUACGCAAAAACAUAUUAUUUGGGUCUAGUUUUGAACCAACACGAUAUUGGAAGGCCAUAGAUGUCACCGCAAUGCAUCAUGACCUUGACUUACUUCCAGGUCGAGAUCUUACAGAGAUUGGAGAAAGAGGGGUGAAUAUUAGUGGAGGACAAAAGCAAAGAGUUUCCAUGGCAAGGGCUGUCUACUCAAACUCUGAUGUAUACAUCUUUGAUGACCCCUUAAGUGCUCUAGAUGCGCAUGUUGCCCAACAGGUUUUCAAUAACUGUAUAAAAGAAGAGUUGCAAGGGAAGACUAGAGUGCUUAUAACAAACCAGCUACAUUUUCUUCCUCAUGUAGACAGAAUUAUUCUGGUAUGUGACGGUGUGGUUAAAGAGGAUGGAACUUUUGAGGAGCUUUACAGAAAUGGCACACUUUUUCAAAAGCUAAUGGAAAAUGCGGGGAAGAUGGAGAACUGCAGUGAUGCAAGAGAUGGAAAAAAUAAUAGUGAAUCUUCACAGACUUCUACUAUCGUGGUGCCGGAGCAGCUAAAUGAUGCAACCUCAAUGGCCAAAAGGAAAGAAGGUAAAUCUAUUCUUGUCAAACAGGAAGAACGGGAGACAGGUGUUGUAAACUGGAAUGUGUUAACGAGGUAUACAAAUGCUUUGGGAGGACUUUGGGUGGUCAUGGUAUUGUUCUUCUUCUAUACUAUGACAGAAGUUCUCAGACUACUAAGUAGCACAUGGUUAAGUGUGUGGACUGAAAAAAGCACCUCAAAGGACUAUGUAGCUGCCUUCUAUAUCUUAAUUUAUGCUUUGGUAUCAUCUACACAGGUGUUAGUAUCCUUGGGAAACUCUUUUUGGUUGAUCAUAUCUAGCCUUAAUGCCGCUAAACGACUUCAUGAAUCAAUGCUUCAUUCUAUACUCAGAGCCCCUAUGGUAUUCUUCCACACUAACCCCAUUGGGCGAAUCAUCAACAGAUUUUCAAAAGAUCUUGGUGAUAUUGAUCGCAAUGUUGCAAGUUCUGUUAAUCAGUUUCUCAGCCAAGUAUGGCAACUUCUCUCAACUUUUGCACUCAUAGGUGCUGUCAGCACUAUAUCCCUCUGGGCAAUAAUGCCACUUAUGAUACUAUUUUAUGCAGCUUAUCUGUAUUACCAGAGCACAGCUCGUGAAGUAAAACGUCUGGACUCUAUUACUAGGUCUCCUGUAUAUGCACAGUUUGGAGAAGCUUUAAAUGGUUUAUCUAGCAUCCGUGCAUAUAAAGCAUAUGACCGAUUGGCAAGCAUUAACGGCAAAUCUAUGGACAACAAUGUGAGAUUCACUCUUGUUAACAUAAGCUCUAAUCGCUGGCUAGGCAUAAGGCUUGAAACAUUGGGAGGUGUCAUGGUAUGGUUGACAGCAACAUUUGCUGUCAUGGAGAAUGGAAGAGCAGAAAAUAAGGUUGCAUUUGCUUCUUCAAUGGGGUUGCUGCUAAGUUACAGCCUAAAUAUUACAACUCUGCUCGGUAAUGUUUUUAGACAAGCAAGCAGAGCUGAAAAUAGUCUAAAUGCAGUUGAGCGUGUUGGGACCUAUAUAGAUUUGACAUCAGAAGCUCCUGACGUUAUAGAGAGCAACCGUCCUCCACCAGGAUGGCCUUCAUCUGGAUUAAUCAAGUUUGAGGAUGUUGUGCUACGUUACAGAUCUGAACUUCCUCCUGUCCUCCAUGGCUUGUCCUUCACAAUCUCUUCAAGUAAAAAAAUUGGAAUUGUUGGAAGAACUGGGGCUGGAAAAUCCAGCAUGAUAAAUGCAUUAUUCCGGAUUGUAGAACUCCAGAAAGGAAGAAUCUUGAUUGAUGACUAUAACAUUGCUAGUCUUGGAUUGACAGAUCUUCGCAGUGCUCUCAGUCUCAUACCACAGACUCCAGUUCUUUUCUCAGGAACUCUCCGGUUUAAUCUUGAUCCUUUUAAUGAACACAAUGAUGCUGACCUUUGGGAAGCACUAGAGCGUGCACACUUAAAGGAAGCCAUAAGGAGGAAUGCUUUUGGUCUUGAUGCAGAGGUUACAGAGGGAGGCGAGAACUUCAGUGUUGGACAGAGGCAGUUAUUGAGUCUUGCUCGAGCAUUGUUGCGGAGGUCAAAGAUCCUUGUUCUUGAUGAAGCAACUGCAGCUGUUGAUGUUGGAACCGACUCGCUUAUACAGAAGACUAUAAGAGAAGAAUUCAAGUCAUGCACUAUGCUCAUCAUUGCUCACCGCCUCAAUACAAUCAUUGACACCAAUUGCAUUCUCGUGCUUGAUGCUGGCCGGGUUUUGGAGUAUGAUACCCCAGAGAAACUUCUACUGAAUGAAUCGAGUGCUUUCUCGAAGAUGGUUCUUAGCACUGGGGCUGCAAAUGCUCAGUAUUUACGUAGUUUAGUACUUGAUGGGAACAAAUCCAAAGAAGCAAAUCCCAUCUAUGUAAAUGAGACGGGGAGAUUCUUUGUAUCUUCCCAUUGGACUGACGCUGUACGAUUUGCUCUUGCUAAAAACCUUGCUGAUUCAAUCAAGGAAUUUAAAGUGUUGGGGUUUGAAGAUGAGAAUAGUAUUCUUAAGAAAACAGAGGAUGCAGUUGUAACACUGCAAGGUGUUUUGGAGGGGAAACAUGAUGAAGUCAUCCAAGAGGUGCUAGAUCGCUGUGAGGUCCCUCAACAGAGAUGGUGGUCAUCUCUCCUAAGAAUUAUUGAAGGUCUUGCUGUAAUGAGCAGGUUGGGACAUGGAAGAUACCAACUUGAAGAAAAUGGAUUUGCAGAAAGAUCAGAAAUUUGGAAUCAUGAUGAAGAAAUGUAGAACCAAACCACCCCCCCACCCCCCCCCCCCCCCCCCACUUUUUUUUUUUCUCUUUUUUCUUGUCAAAGUCGUGUACUGUAUAAGAAGAAUUGUACCUAGUUAAAUUGAUUUUGGUAUUAUUUUCUCUAUGCCAAUUGCCAAGAGCCAGGAGGUACUCAAUCUCAACAUAAUAGGGGGAAAAUACAUUGACUCCUAGGUUAGAGUCAAACUUGAUGAUUUUCUUACUUUGAGAUUUCAAACUGAAUACUUGUCAAACUUGAUCAUCAUUGGUUGUGAUCGUUUCAGUUUUUAUCUUCAGUUACAAUUU
Molecule: messenger RNA, 5550 nt
Organism: Ipomoea nil (Japanese morning glory)
Lineage: Eukaryota; Viridiplantae; Streptophyta; Magnoliopsida; Solanales; Convolvulaceae
Product: ABC transporter C family member 12-like
Exons: 28
Coding region: 387-5243 (1618 amino acids)
Biological process (GO): transmembrane transport
Cellular component (GO): membrane
Molecular function (GO): ATP hydrolysis activity; ATP binding; ABC-type transporter activity
Source: RefSeq, a predicted model, not a curated record